Messenger RNA from Erinaceus europaeus (western European hedgehog), 7790 nucleotides. It is a transcript of the gene SORBS2, whose product is annotated as sorbin and SH3 domain containing 2. Gene Ontology annotation, cellular component: plasma membrane; neuronal cell body; synapse. The transcript has 29 exons. Gene Ontology annotation, molecular function: protein binding. Gene Ontology annotation, biological process: Notch signaling pathway. Bases 792 to 5363 code for a protein of 1523 amino acids. The record is from RefSeq and is a predicted model, not a curated record. Lineage: Eukaryota; Metazoa; Chordata; Mammalia; Eulipotyphla; Erinaceidae.
ACUUAUGGCAAACAGUGUGGCAUAUUCUGCUGUGCUUUACCCUGCAAGAAGCUUUUUUUUUUUUUUUAAAUCUCUUCCCAGAAGACAGAAUGGCCACAUUAGUAUACAAUGGUUGCAGCCGAACACGCCUGCAAGCUGCCAUUUGGACAAGCUGUUGACUGCUGUCCCUAGGAGCUGACUUAAGAAAGUGGAAUGCAGAGUGAUAAUGCUGCAUAUCUGCUAUCAGACUGCAGAAAAGGUUUUUGUCUGGGGAAGGCAAGGAUUGCCUGCAACAUUAUCUCAACAACUCGCUAGUUGCUUAUCUUGAAAAGUAGUGACCCCAAAGCAGGAUCUGGCUGUCUGCUAACAUAGGUCCUGUGCGUGGCUGCUUCUUAUGAGCUUCAGGUCAGAAGAAGCAGGUGUGUGUUCAGAUGGGCACUGGGCUGGAACAGAGGCGGACGCUCUCCAGUUUACCUGCUUCCUGUUAACAGAUUGUUGGCUCAGAGAGCAUCAGCCAGCACACAGAGGCCGAGGCUGAGAAGGAGGUCCCUGUGUUUCCCACCUGACUGGUAGAGACACUUGGAUUGGAUUUAAUCUUAAACCUCUGGAGUUCAAGACCUUUUAAAAAGGGCUAAACAAACAAUCUCUACAUGUAAAAGGCCAGUGACUCCUAACUUCCUCUGUGUAGAACAAGUGUUAAAGCCAACUGCCUGUAGAGCCAGAAUAGGACAGACUCAUAUACCAUUCUGAUCUGGGUGCAUUUCUUCAGAAGGAAAACUGAAGAUUUUAAUAACAAACUCUCCAAGGUCAAAAUGAAUACAGAUAGCGGUGGGUGUGCUCGCAAGCGUGCUGCCAUGUCUGUUACAUUAACAUCUGUGAAGAGAGUUCAAAGUUCUCCAAACCUAUUGACUGCAGGGCGUGAUUCUCAAUCACCAGACUCAGCUUGGAGAGCUUACAAUGAUCGAUAUCAAGAGACACUGAACGGAGAUGCUACAUAUUCCUCUCUUGCAGCAAAAGGUUUUAGAAGUGUUCGGCCCAACCUACAAGAAAAAAAAUCACCAACUCAGACACCCCUCCCACCACCUAGAAAAGAGAACUUGUGUGGUUCUCUGAUAACCGAUCCCACAGAGGGUAGCAUUUCAGACCAACUAGUGACUAACACACAAAUUCCAUUCUGUAUAGAGGACUUUACUAACAACAGCCCUCUUCAGGAAGCUAUGCAUUCUCAUAACGACCCCAACCAGACAAUUAUAUAUUCUGAGGAAUCUAACAAAACAGUGUCAUAUACACAAAAAAUCACUAAUUCACUACCAACAACUUUCAGGGCAGAUCCCCCACCAAAAGUUGACCCGAGUACCCUAUUGCUACAGGAGGACUACCUGCAGGAUUCUCAAACUCAGAGAAUUUCCACACUGAAACUAAUCCAUAACAAGGACCCAGAAAGUGGUGUGCCCUCUAAUCCCUCCCAGUUUUCCAAACUUGUUGAAGUGCCAUCACUUCUCAAAAGGCCUUGCUCACCACCCUCUAACCCAGUGCCUGAGACACACACAGCCUCUCUUUCCAUUCAGAUAGCUCCUUUUUUGGGACAGAAUCCUGAAAGCCACAAACAGCUACCUGAACUUUCUCCAGAGACUACAAAGAUACCUCUUCAGCAAGAGAAACAAAAAUCUGCAGUUGCCGUGGCCUCUCAGUCCUCAGACUGCUGGGUGGUGCUUGGAAACCAGAACUCAACUACCAAUGAGCUGGAGAACCAGGUAACAGUGAAUGGAAACUCUGGAGGUGCUAUGAGUCCAAUGAGUUACUACCAAAGGCCAUUUUCUCCAUCAGCUUACUCUCUACCAGGCUCUCUCAAUUCAAGCAUUAUCAUGCAGCAUGGCCGGUCGCUUGAUUCCACAGAGGCAUACCCUCAGCAUGCACAAUCCCUGGACGGCACCAUGGGCAGCUCAAUACCACUGUACAGGUCCUCGGAGGAAGAGAAGAGGGUGACAGUCAUCAAAGCCCCACAUUACCCAGGGAUCGGACCAGUAGAUGAAUCCGGAAUCCCCACAGCAAUUAGAACGACAGUUGAUAGACCCAAGGACUGGUACAAAACAAUGUUUAAGCAAAUACACAUGGUUCACAAGCCAGAUGAUGAUGCAGACAUGUAUAAUACUCCUUAUACAUAUAAUGCAGGCCUGUACAACUCACCCUACAGUGCUCAGUCCCAUCCUGCUGCAAAGACCCAGACCUACAGACCCCUCUCCAAAAGCCACUCUGAUAAUGGUGCAGAUGUCUUUAAGGAUGCUUCCUCCCCUGUCCCUCCCCAUGUUCCUCCACCUCCACUUCGACCCAGAGACCGGUCUUCAACAGAAAAGCAUGACUGGGAUCCUCCAGACAGAAAAGUGGACACAAGAAAAUUUCGUUCUGAGCCAAGGAGUAUUUUUGAAUAUGAACCUGGGAAGUCAUCAAUUCUGCAACAUGAAAGACCACCCCCUCUUCUACCAUCUCCAACACCUGUUCCAAGAGAACCUGGCCGGAAACCUAUUUCUAUUUCACCAUAUGGCGAAGUAACGGUUAGCCCCUCCCCUCCACCCAGGAGUGACAUCCCCACACCAGGCCCCUGUGCCCAGGCUCUUUCUCCCAUCUGGACUGAUCGCAUAAAUCCAGAUGACAUAGAUUUAGAAAAUGAACCCUGGUAUAAAUUCUUUUCAGAACUGGAGUUUGGACGUCCGCCUCCUAAAAAGGCUUUGGACUAUGUUCAAGAUCAUUCUUCUGGUGUUUCAAAUGAGGCCUCCUUGUAUCAAUCUAUAGACAGAAGCCUGGAAAGACCAACCAGUUCUGCAAGCUUGGCCAGUGACUUUAGGAAAAGGAGGAAGAGCGAACCUGCAGUGGGGCCGCCCAGGAGCUUGGGAGAACAAAGUGUAAGCAGGACAAGCCCAAGUCGAGCAGACUUCCAGGGACCCAGUGACACCCUGACAAAAUCUUUCAUUGGUUAUUCUCCUUCUUCCCCAUCAAGAGCAAAAGGUGGGGAUGAUAGCAAAAUGUGUCCAUCCCUUUGCAGUUACUCAGGGCUCAAUGGCAACCCUUCCAAUGAGUUAGAUUACUGUAACACUUACAGACAGCAUUUGGAUGUCCCCGAUGACUCCCAGAGGGCCAUUACUUUCAAAAAUGGCUGGCAAAUGGCCCGACAAAAUGCAGAGGUCUGGAGUAGCACUGAAGAAUCAGUUUCCCCCAAAAUCAAAUCGCGUAGCUGUGAUGACCUCCUAAAUGAUGACUGUGAUAGCUUCCCUGACCCAAAAGCCAAGUCAGAGAGUAUGGGCUCACUGUUAUGCGAAGAGGACUCCAAGGAGAGCUGUCCCCUCAGGUGGGCUUCCCCCUACCUCCAGGAAGGCCUUGGUAAUGGCAGAUCAAGGCUUCGAUACAGGUCAGCCCACAAUGCCCCUGGGUUUUUGAAAAUGUACAAGAAGAUGCACCGCAUUAACCGCAAGGACUUGAUGAACUCCGAAGUGAUCUGUUCCGUGAAAUCGAGAAUUAUGCAGUAUGAAAAAGAGCAACACACGGGCCUGCUGCAUGGCUGGAGCCAGUCCUCCACUGAGGAGGUGCCCAGGGACAUGGUACCCACCCGCAUUUCAGAAUUUGAGAAGUUGAUCCAAAAGUCCAAGUCCAUGCCAAACUUAGGAGAUGAAAUGCUAUCUCCUGUAAACUUGGAACCAGAGCAUAAUGGCUUACGUCCCCAAAGGCGAUUUUCCAUUGAGUCUUUGCUGGAGGAAGAGAAUCAGAGUAGACAUCCUUCUCAGGUACAAAGAAGCUACAUGUCUAAAACCCUGGUGCCAAUUCACAUUGAGGUCACCAGUGAUGAGCAGCCAAGAACUCAUGUGGAGUUUUCUGACAGUGACCAAGAUGGAGUCGUGUCUGACCAUAGUGAUUACAUUCACGUAGAAGGUUCCUCCUUCUGCAGUGAGAGUGAUUUUGAUCACUUUUCAUUCACUUCUUCGGAAAGUUUCUAUGGCUCCAGCCACCAUCACCACCAUCAUCACCACCACCAUCAUCGGCAUCUCAUCAGUUCCUGCAAAGGCAGAUGCCCUGCCUCCUAUACUCGAUUCACCACAAUGUUAAAACAUGAGAGAGCUAAGCAUGAAAAUAUUGAAGAGCCCAGAAGACAAGAAAUGGACCCUGGUCUUUCCAAACUUGCAUUUCUAGUCAGUCCUGUGCCUUUCCGAAGGAAAAAAAAUUCCACUCCCAAAAAACAAACUGAAAAAACAAAAUGCAAAGCAUCAGUUUUUGAGACUCUAGACUCAGCCCUUAAAGACAUCUGUGAGCAAAUUAAGGCUGAAAAGAGAAGGGGGAGUUUGCCAGACAACAGUAUAUUGCACCGUCUUAUCAGUGAACUGUUGCCGGAUGUUCCCGAAAGGAAUUCAUCCCUUGGAGCUUUGAAAAGGAGCCCCGUGCACCAGCCUUUCCACUCACUGCCUCAAGAUGGUGCUAUUCAUUGUCAGUUGUACCAGAAUGAUUGUGGGCGAAUGCCUCACAGUGCCUCUUUCCAAGACACCACCAACAACAACUACCAUCAAGAAGACCAUGAGAGUGUACUGAAUCUCCAAGACCGAGAGUCUCCUAGAAGUUACUCAUCCACUCUGACUGACCUGGGGAGAAGUGCAUCAAGGGAUAAAAGAGGGACUCCAGAAAAAGAGAAACUGCCUGCAAAAGCUGUUUAUGACUUUAAGGCUCAGACAUCCAAGGAGUUGUCAUUUAAAAAAGGAGAUACUGUCUAUAUCCUCAGGAAAAUUGAUCAAAAUUGGUAUGAGGGAGAGCACCAUGGGAGAGUGGGCAUUUUCCCAAUCUCAUAUGUAGAGAAGCUCACACCUCCUGAAAAAGCACAACCUGCCAGACCACCGCCCCCAGCACAGCCUGGAGAAAUUGGAGAAGCGAUAGCAAAAUAUAAUUUCAAUGCUGACACAAAUGUGGAGCUCUCGCUGAGAAAGGGAGAUAGAGUUAUUCUUCUUAAAAGAGUUGAUCAAAACUGGUAUGAAGGUAAAAUUCCAGGAACCAACAGACAAGGCAUCUUCCCUGUCUCCUACGUAGAAGUCAUCAAGAAGAAUACAACCAAAGGUGCUGAGGAUUACCCAGACCCUCCAAUACCCCACAGCUAUUCUAGUGAUAGAAUCCACAGCUUAAGUUCAAAUAAGCCACAGCGUCCUGUGUUUACUCAUGAAAACAUUCAAGGUGGGGGGGAACCGUUUCAGGCUCUGUAUAACUAUACUCCCAGGAAUGAAGAUGAGCUGGAGCUCAGAGAAAGUGACGUCAUUGAUGUGAUGGAAAAGUGUGAUGAUGGAUGGUUUGUGGGAACCUCAAGAAGAACUAAGUUCUUUGGUACUUUUCCCGGAAACUAUGUCAAGAGGCUGUGAGUCACUGUCCCUCCUUAUUUAAACUACAUCAUUUAAACUUUUCAGCAACAUCUGCAUAAACUUGCCUGAAAGAUCCUGCAGGCCUCCCAUUGUUAUGCCUUAUGGUCUCCAAUAGAAGUCACUGGCCAUCAACAUCUCCACCUGCCACCAAACCAACAGCAAAGUAGCUGCUGCUGUUGCUACUGCUGCUGCUGUGAAUAUUGGAGAGACUGGCAAACUAGCUUCUGUGUGAAAGUGCUUAUUUCUGCCUUCUGCUCUAAGCCUGGAAAAAGUGAUGUGUGGGGUCAGAAAGUAAAUCAUUAUACUGAAGAAUGGUUCAAUAUAUGAGACAAAAAAAAAAAAAAAAGGAAGAAUGAAAAGAAGAGAAAAAGAAAAGAAAAAAUGGGGGGAGGGGUUUCAAGCAAGCUCACUGGUCCACUUUGGAAGACUCAGUUACUGAAUGCUGUGGUUUGUAUUUUCACCAAUUUAGUUUGGCAGUAUAUUUUUCUUUCACGAGUUUGCCUAGUUUAUACAGUAUGACAACUAUGCUUCAACUAGUGUUUGCCUGCACUUACGUGUUGUAAUACGCACAGUGAUUACAAAAUCUAAAGCAAGAGGAGGGAAGUUAAUCAGACGAGUGUGAUUUUAUUGCUUGAAUGUGAGUUUUCAAAUAGGAAUCUUCUGCAAUUGUUUAUUGUGCUUUUAAGAAGUACAAAUAGUCAGUGAAUAAGAGCAUUUGGUGAUAAUCAUGAGACUAUAAGAAGUUUAGCUAGACUACAGAGAACUAUUGUGUUGUAAAGUUGCAUUGCUAUUUUAUAUUAAAAUGUAGUAAUCAGCAUCAUGAACAAUGAGCUUUUAGUGUUUUAUUUAUCUGAUAAAAUUUAAAUAAAAGCAGUGUUAGUGAGAGGUGCAAAGAAUUAUUCUAACAUAGACACUUGAAAGUAUCUGUAAGCAAUACUCAUAGGUAAGAUUUCACUGUGUGUACACACAUACAAUGGAGAUUGUGUGAAGCAAUCCAUAUGAUAUGCUGUACAUUUUAUGGAAAUGUAAAAGAACCCCACAUAUUAUUUUAUAGAAAUAGAGUACGCCAGAAGCAUCACAAGCAUUAAAGCUGGUUUUAGCAAGGAUUAUGAUCAAUACAGUUAUUUUUACUAUGAUAAUUAUUUUUCUUCUAAAUAGAGAACUCAGAAUCCUCGCUACAUUUGAGGACAGGAGUAUGUUGAGCCUGAUUUUUCCAGUGUGUAUAAAAUGCUUCCUUAGAAUAAAUUAGGCACUUUUCAGAAACAGUGUUAAGUCAUUCAGGUUUUAUUUUCUGCCAUAAAGUAGAGAUACACAAAAUGACAUGGGAAUCUGAAAGAUUUGAUACGGUCAAUAGUGCCUGACUUACACAUACCUUGAGAACUAUCUUUGUAUUUCUUACGACUUUGCGUAAGAACUAUUCAUAUUGAAUCUUGAGUCCCUUACAGACCACACUUUUUAUGGUAUUUCUUCUGUGGACAGUGAUUGAUCUUUUCACAAUGUAUGUAGACUAUAGGGUUUUGUACAUAUGUUUGCUCCCUUUUUGUACAGACUAUUUAGUUGCUGAGAAAACAGGGAAAUUUCUUAAUUUGGUCUUUAUCCUUUACUUAAAUUGAGCUAUAACGCUAUCAACAGGUUACUUUUACCUAUUCCACAAGUCACAAGCACGCCUUGAAUCCGUAAGACAGCUUUUAUGCAAAAGUCUAUGAGUUUAAAAGGUCUUAGCAGCCAAACUGAAAUGUACUUAAGUACUGAUUACAGAGGAAUGUCACUAAGAAGCAGAUAAACACCUUUUUUUCAGUAGCCUACCUUGAUUACUAUCAAAUUCAGAACCAGCUUUAUAUUUAAAAGGCCUUGGGGUUUGAAUUAAGACAAUUGCAUGCAGCUUUGCUGAUAACUGAAAUAAUUACCUUUGAUGACAUUUCUGAGAAAAGAUUUCAAUAUCUGUUGCCUGUUAUAUUAAAAAAAACACUGUUUCUACUCUCUGUAUCAAAUUUUAAAAGGUAAAAUAUUCACACCUGGCUGCCAGGUAAUUUGAAUUCUUACAAGCAAAGGUAAUUGUGUUUUUCUUGAAUAGACAUCUAAUAAAUUUUGCUUGGAAUUAACUUCAGUUUUUUCUUCUUGACAUUUAUCCUUAAAUGGAUUCCAUGCUUUAUCUUAUUUGUUAGAUAAACUAAGAGACAGUGCAUAUACUAUGUGUUCUCUUGACAUACAUGGAUUAAAAGCCUAUCUAAAAAAAUAAGAAAAAAGCCUAUCUGCAGCAUCAGGUGUUGUUUUGUUUUGUUUUAUUUUGUUUUGUUUUUUUACCUGAGCACUGCUCAGCUCUGGGUUAUGGUGGUAUGGAGGACUGACCCUGGGACUUUGGAGACUUAAGCAUGAGAGUCUUUUUGCAUAGUUAUUAUGCUUUCUACCCCUGAGUAGUAUUUUUUU